Molecule: messenger RNA, 2950 nt
Organism: Myodes glareolus (Bank vole)
Lineage: Eukaryota; Metazoa; Chordata; Mammalia; Rodentia; Cricetidae
Source: RefSeq, a predicted model, not a curated record
GCACGCCGCCAUCCACCUGCCUCCCCGCGGGGAUGGCCCGCCGAUGACCGUCACCGCCGCGCGCCCGAGCUGCCCUCGUCCAGGCUGCGCUGCGUCGCCCCGCGCUCGACUCCCUCCCCUGUCCACGGCGUCCCGGCCCCCGGCGACGCCAAGAGGGCGAAGAUGUGGCUGAAGCUGUUUUUCUUGCUCCUGUAUUUCCUGGUUCUGUUCGUCCUGGCCAGGUUUUUUGAGGCCAUUGUGUGGUAUGAGACCGGCAUCUUUGCUACCCAGCUGGUGGACCCAGUGGCAUUGAGCUUCAAGAAGCUGAAGACCAUUCUGGAGUGUCGAGGUUUGGGCUACUCCGGGUUGCCCGAGAAGAAAGAUGUUCGGGAGCUGGUGGAGAAGUCAGGUGACCUGAUGGAGGGUGAACUCUAUUCUGCUCUUAAGGAAGAAGAGGCAUCUGAGUCUGUUUCUAGUACCAAUUUCAGUGGUGAAAUGCACUUCUAUGAGCUUGUGGAAGACACAAAAGAUGGCAUCUGGCUUGUUCAGGUCAAUGAAUGGUCACUGAAGAUCAGAAAGGAGAUGAGAGUUGUUGACAGGCAAAUACGAGAUAUCCAAAGAGAAGAAGAAAAAGUAAAACGGUCUGUGAAAGAUGCAGCCAAGAAGGGCCAGAAGGAUGUCUGUGUGGUUCUGGCCAAGGAGAUGAUCAGGUCAAGGAAGGCUGUGAGCAAACUCUAUGCAUCCAAAGCACACAUGAACUCUGUGCUCAUGGGGAUGAAGAACCAGCUUGCGGUCCUAAGAGUAGCUGGUUCCCUGCAGAAGAGCACAGAAGUGAUGAAGGCUAUGCAGAGUCUUGUGAAGAUCCCAGAAAUCCAGGCCACCAUGCGGGAGCUGUCCAAAGAGAUGAUGAAGGCUGGAAUCAUAGAGGAGAUGUUAGAGGAUACAUUUGAAAGCAUGGAUGAUCAGGAAGAAAUGGAAGAAGCAGCAGAAAUGGAGAUUGACAGAAUCCUCUUUGAAAUCACAGCAGGAGCCUUGGGCAAGGCACCCAGUAAAGUAACUGAUGCCCUUCCUGAGCCUGAACCUUCAGGAGCGAUGGCUGCCUCAGAAGAGGGAGAUGAUGAGGAGGAUGAAGAGGACCUGGAGGCCAUGCAGUCCCGGCUCGCCACACUCCGAAGUUAGGGCCACCCAGUUGGGGCCUCAACUCUUUGGUGCCCUCCUCUAGGUGUGGGCACAGCCUCUGAGGAGUCACCGUUUCCUGUAUCUCUUGCACUACACCUCUGCUGUGAAGCAUUGCAUUUUGGAGAGGGUUCUGUGCUAGUAUAUCUUCACUGUCGGCAGAGGAUUUAAGGAUUGUUUUUAUGAAAGUGGUGUAAUCAAAUGCAUCAUUUUCAAGAGCAUAAAUAGUAGAAGUAUCUUCCUUGGGGGAGGGCAAAGAAAUCCAUUUUCUCAUGAAGCAAUUCUGAGAGGAGUCAAUUGAAUGUUGACAACUCUCUGCUGGUGUGUGUGUAAAAUACUACUUAAGUGGAUGUCAAUAAACUUCUGCUUUAGCUCUUGGUCUCACUGUAAAUGUCACAUGCAGUCAACUCAAGGUGUUGAUCUCCCAGGUGAUGUCCCAGUGUUGGCCCUGGAAAGAGGGAGUGCCAAGCCAUUGCCAGGCAUCAGAACAUGGGAGCUCAGCAGAAGUGCCUUCUGCUCUGCAGCCUGGUCCUAAUCUUCACAGGCAGGGCUUGGGGGCCACACUUGUGCGCUUGUCAUCCCUUUAACAUAUGGAUGUUGGUAAUGCGCUGUGUUGGCUGGGGACCAUGUCACACACUGGCGUAUGCAUGGGGAAUCUUUGCAACUGCUAGGCAUUCUCCCCACAGCAAGGUCGUGCAGAGCAGACAGCACUGGGAUCGGGACUCUUACACCCCAUUCUUGCUUGGAGCCAAGUGUCUUGCGUACAGGGACAUAGCCUAACCUUAAAUACCAAGAACUAACCAGCAAGAAGCUUUGGUUAUACAUUAAACAGGACAUGCUUUAGAUGCAUUGAGAAGCAACUUGGCAGUUGCACUGUGUGUCUGAGACAGUUUGAAAAGCUCUUUGGCAUACACGGUCUCAUUCAGACCUCACAGAUGGGAACAGCUGUUUGCUGAAGUCACGAACACUAAUGUACAGUGUUGUGUCUCCACCAUUAUUGUGGCACAGAAUGGCCUUGCUACCCACAAGCAAUCCUAUGCAUUCUGUGCAUCCCCUCCUUUCUGAUCCCUUGGCCUGUUUACUGCCUCCAUGGGUUUUCCUUCUCCAGCCUUCCAGACCAUCUUCCUUCAUGUGGUCAUAGGCAUUUGAAUUUCCUCUGUGGGUUCAUGACUUGAUCGUUUAGCUCUUCUCAUUGAGCAGCAUUCUGCUUUCUGGGUGUACCACAAUUUGUCCUGAAGGGCAUCUGGACUGGCUCUCAGUUUGGGAUUAUAACUAAACCUGAAGCAAUGUCUGCAGCAGUUUUCCCUGUGUGUGUGUUUUUAGUUCCUGUGGGUACCAGGGAGCUCAACCAUGUGCUCAGCACAUACUUACUUGGUGCCAAGGAGGAAGAGUUCGCCAUUCUGUGUCCUUGGCAGUAUUUGUCAUGAAGGAUUUCUGUUUUGUUGGUACCUUGUCUUAAUCUGUAAUCCCUGAUGAAGUACGCUGGGCACCUACCUGUUUUUAUACUUGCCUUCUCUGUAUUUUGUUUGAAAAUGUUGAAAUAGUGGCCUUGAACUCAUGACCUCUCUGCUCUACCACCAUGCCCAGCUUGCCACCUGUAUUUCUUCGCUGUUGGUGUUUGUUCAUUUUAUAAACUGGAUUGUUCUCUGAUUAUUCAAUUUUAAGGUCCUCUUAAUAUAUUUUGGACCAAUAGUCUAUCAGAUUUUAUCUUAUUCUCUGGUCUGUUCUCUCAUUGUUGACAGUUGCUCAAAGCUGAAGUUUUUUUUACUUUUAAUAAAACCCUGCUUCUUACUUA